Molecule: messenger RNA, 4591 nt
Organism: Amoebophrya sp. A25
Lineage: Eukaryota; Dinophyceae; Syndiniales; Amoebophryaceae
Source: the annotation of a GenBank genome assembly
AUGCUCAGCUGGAGCAUGCCUGAGAUGGAGAAGACCCAUAGGCCUGUCCGUCUAGUAGCAGACCAGGUGCCUUUCGGAGCACUUGGUCGGAUAAUUACGGCUUCUCCUAUUCUGAUCCAACAUCUUGAGAUGAGAGUAUAUGUAUCUUAGAUAGAGUCCAUCUUGAGAGUAUAUGUAUCUAUAUCCUAGGAGAGAGGGAUGAUUUUAAGGGCGGGAAAAGGCGCCCAGGAUGCGUCUCAGGAUGGAUUGGGGGCUCUAAGAUAACUGGCGCUUUCAGAAAACGAGGAUUGAUGAGUGGUGGCGACGGAGGUGGCGAUGGAUCAUCAUCUUCCAGUGCUAGUGGCCCAGCUCCUGGCGCGCCACGAUCAACAUAUCUAGUGCGGCUAGAAUACAUGCAGACAAACCCCGCGGGUGAGCCGGUCGAAGAAUCUAGUACUAGCGCUGUGACCGGUAGUACAACGGCAUCGCCAGCAGCCAAGAUGAAGUUCGAAGAUCUUUUGCCGCCAAGUAAACGGGCUCAUGAAGCGUCAAAGCGAUUAGCUGAAAAAGAUGCCUCUGCGGUUCCGAAGGACAAAACCCUGUUGGGAACUAUCUUUUUCUUUGAGAGUGGGUGUAUUGUAGCAUCUGAGAAAUGGCCAGGUCCGCCUUUUUUGCGUACGACCAACGAACCUUGCGUUCCACGCGCAUGCUUGCCGAAAUUCUGGCAGGCGCUGUCGCGGAAGGACAUAGAGAAAAGGACUGGGGGACUGGAGACUGAUGAAUAUUAAGGUUUUCUUCAAAACAACAUCGUGUUCGGAAGCAUCAUACUUAGUAGCUUACUUAGAUAGAGCACAAGAACCAGUAUACAACUAAUCUGUUCUUCAGCGGUGAAAGUGAAACAACUCCAAGAUGUAUCAUUAAAGAAUGGACUUAAUCAUGAUCGACAAAAGCGAGUGCUUGCUCUUCUAAGAAUGCGCUCACUUUGAACUCGAUGAAGUAAACGCCGCCAUAGCAAAGCAGAAGAAAGCUCAGUCAGUCGCUGAAGGCACGGAUCAAAUAACGACAGUGGACACAGCAGGAGGCGGAAUGGGCGUUUCUGCAUCGGGCAGUGGACGAGUGAUGUUCGAUUCUUGUGGUAAUUCGAUAGAAAUAGGGACUCCAGCAGUGCCGCUUGAUCCGUUCUUCCACACGGCGAAAAUGACGGCGGUCUGGGUAGCCGAAAACCGUGGCCAGUACAGGAAUUCUGCAGUUGGUAGAGGGCUUACGGUCAGAAUAUUUUGUAGUAGUGCAACUAGUGAAACUGAAUCCACCCGACAACAGCGAAAGUGGGCACAUAAAAAGUGGCAGGGAAUGACAAAUCGGGGGCUCUCGCGGUGCGGUGGGCUUCCAUUCAUUUGCGCCAGAUGCUGAAGACGAUGCGCGGGCGGCGCGCCCCUACACCACGGAAGACGCGACGCGCCAGGGGAGACGGCAGCCAGCGGGGCGGCCCGAAAUCGGAAAGGCCGAGGAAACCCGGAACGCACGCGCGCUGCUUUGUGUUUGCAGCAGCUGGCGGAUGAAACUCGCAAAACCGAGCGGAAAGGUGCCAACCUGCGAAGGCCUGCGCAAGCAGCGGGCAACCAGGCCCGCAUGGAAAGCCGCGCGCGGCGCCCGAGUGGGGGCAAGCCGUGAACCUGGGCCGCUGCGUGUUGUGUGGUGUCGUGCAGAGACGCCGCGGACACGUAUCAGAACGGGCUGUCUGUGGCGGGCUGGGUGCAUUUGAGUGCGCUGGCGCGGCUUUGUAAGAAGCAAGCGGAGCCGCCACGCGGGUGGCACCGGGGCGGGACAGUUGGCGGAGAAGCAUUACUGAGCAAGACCAAGCGCAGCCGCUGAAGAGGCGCCGGGCCAUGACUCGCGUGCACUGUCAGUGCGCGGCCAGUGCUUCCCCCAAGCCCAACUUCGAGGACAGCCUGACCACUCACGGCGACAGUGCCGCUAGCCGCGGUCCGCGCUGACCCUGAGGCGGAUGCGCAGGGCCGUGCGGCUGGCCCGUGGUGUCCCGUCUUCGACCGAGGUGAAGCCGCGAACGAUUUAUCGAGUCAUGACUGGAGUAACUUCAUCCAGUCAAUGCCGUGCACCCAUAGCUUCGCUGUUGCUGUUUCGGGGGUGAGCUGUCGCAAAAGUGUUGGGGACGUAGCUGAAAUGUUGUGCGGGCUCGCCUAUACUGCGGCGGUUGCAGGGCGAAACCUGGGACGCGACGACCUGGCUCGUCGUCGUCUUCUUCUUCUACGAUCGCAGGGGCACUAGCACAAUCCUCAGCGUCUUCUUCUAGUAUGGGGGGAGUUAUAGCCCUUCCAUCGCGUCGCUAUCCGGAAAUCGCCGAUGGCGGCCGACUCGAAUUUUCGAGCUUCGAGUCUGCUACGCGCUGGGCGGCAAUUUGUGCGGAGUUUGCAAGGGAGCCGCAACUGGUGCCGGGCAAUAUACUCCGGCGCCCGCCACCAGUCGCGAACGCCAUAGCGGUGCGCCCGCAAAGUGAAGACGAAACUAUUGACUACUCCCGCACGCUCCUGCUUAUUGAGAAGCAGGCGACGCCUCGCUCGGCACUCCAGAACCGCACUACCUAAUACACGAUGGGCUCGCUAUAGCGUGCAAGUUAAUAACUAGAAAACAAGAGGCGCACGCGCCGGCGUGAGUCGCAAAUGUCGCGCAUAUUGCCGAGCUCUUGCCUCGAAACCGUAUUGCCCGCGGUCAUGUCUACAACGAACUGCCCACGCCGUUGUGACCCAGCUGCGAGCACUUCGCUGCUCAGCUUGUGCACCGCAAGGGCCACAAAAGCGACCGGACUCCGGGCAACAGCAGAGGAAAGAGCGCGCUACUGAGGUUGUGGAAAUUGGGCAGGCAGGGUGUGCCGUUGAUGAUGAUGCCAGCGGUUUCGCCCAUACUCUGGCUGGCGAAGUUGCUGGCGUGAAAAGGUUCACCGGGACGGAGAAGGUGACUGGGGCGGCGACUACAGCUUCUGUGGCGCACUUGGAGGGCAGGGCCUGGGCUUGUGAACUCUUCAAACUAACAAACGAACCCGGGCGAGAUAGCUCGGCCGCGCCUGCUCUCGUUUCAUGCCUUGAGUGAAGGGCGCAAUACACAGGACCGCUUGCGGCUGCGCGGGUGCUUGUUGCGUGCAGGUGCCAUGCAGUGGGGGUCUUCGCUCUCCUUUCACCUUUGGCGGUGUUGGUUUAUUCUAAUUUUUGGCCCCACUGGCGUCGUUGUUAGAUAGUCCAGCUCUAUCCAUCAGCGUGGGCCCCUGGUCUUGGCUCUUCUUCUUAGUUCUUCGCCGCUUGUGUGAUGUGUCGUGUCUUCGUCUGUUUGUGUCUUUGUGCUUGCUGUUGUCAUUGUCUUAAACAAAUAAGUCCCCGGCCCGCCCUCGUCCUUCAGAACUAUUCUGGUUCGCCUAGUAGCUAAGUGCUGUAGCCAGUGCGCAUCGCUGGUCGUGUAGAGUAAGUAGUACCUUUUACCUAUUGACGUAGCCUUAAUUCUGCUUUUGCUUUUUUCCCGCUACCAUCCACUUUCUCAUUGUUGCAAUUCUCUGCAUGCCUUGACAGGUGCUGGACGAAACAAUAAACUAAAGCUCAACUAUCUCCACUUUUUCUUGGCUAAAAUUGGGUGGGUAUUUUUUAAGAUGGACCCUCCAUUACAUACCCACCUUUUCUGAUUGGUGUACUUACUUGACUCGUUCAGUUGACUCCAACAAGACGAACUUCUCCCAUUUCUGUUGUAUGCCAACUCUAAUACAAGCAAUCAUGCAGAGCACAACCCUUCUAGUGAGGCAGCCAUCGUGCAAGAGGAGGCUGAGAAGGAAAUGCCGAAAUUCAAAUUUUCGUCAAUGAAGAAGAAGGACUGGGCAGGACCAAUAGAUGCCCGUCCAAAUCUACUCUUUGAGUAUCAUCGUCACACAAUCCUUACUCGGAUAGAGGCCGCUGGGCCGCAGGGAGAACAAGGUGGGGAAAACGGUGCUCAGGGUGCUGGUGGAGCAGUGGUGCUUAACUUAUGGAAAUGAAUUUUAAUGAUAGAUUGAUGGAUCUACCCUACGAAUACGAAAGGACUGCAAGUAAGAAGUAGCUGAAGUACUUCAUCAAGAGAAAAUGGAGCUGUUCUUGAUCUAACCAAAAGUGGCAACCCCGGUGACGAUGUUGAAGAGGUAAAUAACCGUAACGAAACCGAUGAGGCGCUGGAAAGGAGUAGACAGAGAAGAUGGGCACGGAAGAAAAAAGCGAUGGGAGACUUUGCUUAGCAAGGAAGAAAAAAGCUCGAGAUUUUGCUUAUAAUUCUUCUUGUUGUAAAUUUUGGUGCAAGUUUCCUCCUGCACCAUCCUCCACAUGAGCGAAAUUUAAAUACUCACAACAUGUUGUCAGGUUUGCUCAUGGACGAAAUAUUCCGAGUAUGUGUAUGUCCUUUUGGCAGCUAUUUAUGGAUGCACCGCUUUCACUCUUCUUUCCAAGAAAAUAACGCGACCACUAUUCGUGUCUCAGCUCCGAAGAGGAGGCGAACAACAUGCACUGGUAUUGUUUGUGGAUUGCUAUUCUGAUUCUAGUGCCGGUCACUUGUGAUGUGGAUUGCUCUUCUGAAAUUUUCAGAAAAG